This is a messenger RNA of Aphidius gifuensis, 5326 nucleotides long. RefSeq names its product chitin synthase chs-2-like. The transcript is spliced from 13 exons. Gene Ontology annotation, molecular function: chitin synthase activity. Lineage: Eukaryota; Metazoa; Arthropoda; Insecta; Hymenoptera; Braconidae. Gene Ontology annotation, cellular component: cell periphery; cell septum. The record is from RefSeq and is a predicted model, not a curated record. The coding region runs from base 463 to 5013 and encodes 1516 amino acids.
AUAAGUUUUUGAUGAUGUUGAUGAAUGAUGAUAAAUCAUGCUUAUCAAUGCUCCAUGGUUAUGUUUAUAUAUUUAUAUUAAUUAUUAUAUGUUGAUUAUUGAUGUUUUUUAAUUAUUUGUCUUAUUUUUUUAUCAAGGUACUUGAAGAGUUCAUUAUUUUUUGAUGAAUUUACUCCAAAAUGACUGAUGGAUUACACUGGAUCCACUGAUGGUUUAAUUGUUUGGUAAUCUGGAGCAGUCUCGAGUGAAUCAACGUGUUUUUUUAAACACAAAUCUUAUAAUGAAUCACAUGAUUAUUUAGAAGUCAAAAAUCAAAAAAUUGUUUCAGCAAUUCAAUAGAUUUCCGAAUCUUAUCGCAAUCGAUAUUGAAAAGAUAAGCCAUUAAAGUGCCUCAGUGUCAUUCAACGCGUUGUGAAAUAAGUAAAUUAAAUUGACCAGAGAAUAAAAAAAAUCUAUUAAAAUAUGGUUCUAAAUGAUAGAAAUAAUGAUCGUAAAAUGAGCUAUAAUGUUGAUGAAUUUGAGUAUCCAAGUGACAGUGAUUAUGAUUCAGAAGAAAAAAAUGAUGAAGAAGAAGAGAAAGAAGAAAUUUACGGUUGGGAUUUAUUUCGUCAUUUUCCACCAAAAAUAAAAACUGGCUCAAAUGCUGAUACAAGCAUUUAUGAUUUUUCACUUCAAGUUGUUAAAUUUUUAACAUACAUUGUAUUAUUUAUUUUAACAAUUUUUUGUGGUGUAUUAUCAAAGCUGACAAUUUUAUUAGCAACAUCACAAAUUGAAAAAACUCAAGCAAUUCCAUAUUGUAUUUACAAUAAAAUUGAAAAUCGAGCUAGUAUUGAAAAAAUAACGACAAUAAUACCUGAAGAAAGUCGUCUUACUUGGUGGUGGUGUAUUAUAUUUAGUUUUUCAUUUGCUGAAGGAAUAACACUGUUAAAUACAUUUUAUUAUAUAUUAUUUAAAAAAAAGAAAUUUCCAAAUUUAUGGUAUUUAUUAUUAGUUUGUUUAUUUGAAAUAUUUCAUACUAUUGGAAUGGCUAUUCUUUUUUUAGUUAUAUUACCAGAGUUAGAUACAAUUCAAGCUGUUACUGUCAGUAGUUGUACUUGUUUUAUACCUGCAGUAUUAGGAUUAUUAUCAAGAAAUCGACAACAAGAAGGAUCUAGAAAUAUAUUUAUUUUUCUUUUGAUUGGUGAUAUUCUUGCAUUGAUUGGUCAACUAAGUGGAAUUAUUUUUUUACCAAUUUUAAGUGAAAUUAAUGAUACAGCUAAAUUGUUGUUACCUUGGGUAUUAAUUUUAUCAUCUUGUCGAUGGUGGCUAAAUUAUGUUUCACCAAAAAGUAAAAUUGGUUUCAUCAAAUUUUUAUCAAAUAUUAAAGAUGAUUUAGAAAUUUCACGUGGAAUUGUUCAAGGUGUUACUGCUAUUUUACGAAUAACAACAUUUUUAUUGACCUCAUUGAUGAUAGUUUCUUGGAAAAAUAUUGAUCAAGAUAAAUUUUUUAAUUGUUUACCUGGUAAAAUAAAUUUUAAUUUAUAUUUAAAUACAACAAAUGAAUUUAUUGGUAUUACAAAUGAAGACACAUUAACUCCAAUUGUAAUUUUUUUAAUAAAUGCAUUUGCAUCUUUUGUAACUUAUUCAUGUGGAAAAUUUUCAAGUAGAACAUUGAUGCAACGAUUUGGUUUUGCAUUUCCAAUAAGUCUUGUUUUACCAUCAACAAUUUUAACGAUAUUUGUAUUAUCAAAUAUUUAUGAAACAAAUAAAUGUGCAUAUCAUGAAUUACAUCUUCCAUCAUAUGUAUUUUUCAAAGAGACAAAAAAAAUUUAUACUAUUAAUGAUUUUAUAAAUCAAUGGGAAAAAUGGCUUUGGAUACCUUGGUUAAUGUCCCAGGCUUGGAUAACAAUGCACAUUUGGACACCUUACUGUGAAAGACUUGCAACAUCUGAUAGAAUUUUUGCAGUAUCUUCAUAUGACUCACUGAUCAUUGAUCAAUCAUUAAUGCUAAAUAGAAAAAAAGAUGAUGCACCAGAAGAUCCAGCAGACAUUGAGGGAUUUCGUCCAGAAGAUACUUGUGGUACCUAUUCAACACGUAAUUCAGAGACAUUAUCAUCAGCUAUAAAACCAGGUGAUCGUGUUACAAGAAUAUAUGCAUGUGCAACAAUGUGGCAUGAACUUCAAGAUGAAAUGAUGCAACUUAUAAGUAGUAUAUUACGUCUUGAUUUGUGUCAAUCAGCAAUGAGAUUUACACAAAAACGUUAUAGAAUACAAAUUGAUGAUUAUUAUGAAUUAGAAACUCAUAUAUUUUUUGAUGAUGCAUUUCAAUGUAUGUAUGGUUGUACGAGUAUUUGUAAUCAUGAUGAGAAUGAAACACAAGUUAAUUCUUAUGUUAAAACAUUAAUUAAAUGUAUGAAAAUAUCUGUUGAAAGAUUAGGUAUGUUGGCAUCACCACCAAUGAAAUAUCCAGCACCAUAUGGUGGUAGAUUAGAAUGGAAGCUACCUGGUCAAACAAAAUUAAUAGCACAUUUAAAAGAUAAAAAUAAAAUACGUCAUCGUAAACGUUGGAGUCAGGUAAUGUAUAUGUAUUAUCUUCUUGGUUAUCGUUUAAUGGAUCGUUCAAUUCAUAAAAAUCGUAAAGAAAUAAUUGCUGAAAAUACAUAUAUUUUAACUCUCGAUGGUGAUAUUGAUUUUCAUCCAUCAGCAGUUAAGGUAUUGCUACAUUUAAUGAAACGUGAUAAAUCACUUGGUGCAGCAUGUGGUAGAAUUCAUCCAGUUGGUUCAGGUCCAAUGGUUUGGUUUCAAAAAUUUGAAUAUGCAAUUGGUCAUUGGUUACAAAAAUCAACUGAACACAUGAUGGGUAGUGUAUUAUGUAGUCCAGGAUGUUUUUCAUUAUUUCGUGCAAAAGCAUUGAUGGAAGAUAAUGUCAUGAGAAAAUAUGCAACAAGAUCAACUGAUGCAAGACAUUAUGUACAAUAUGAUCAGGGUGAAGAUCGUUGGCUUUGUACAUUGAUAUUACAAUCUGGUUAUCGAGUUGAAUAUUCAGCAGCAAGUGAUUCAUUUACACAUGCACCAGAAACAUUUAAUGAAUUUUAUAAUCAAAGAAGACGAUGGAUUCCAUCAACAUUAUUAAAUAUAUUUGAUCUUUUAAAUACAUCUAAAGAAACAAGACAAGCUAAUGAAAAUAUUUCAAGACCUUAUAUUGCAUAUCAAUGGAUUUUAAUGGGUAGUACUAUUCUUGGACCAGGUACAAUAUUUUUAAUGCUAGUUGGUGCAUUUGUUGCUGCAUUUGAAAUUGAUAAUUGGACAAGUUUAUAUUAUAAUUUAAUUCCCAUUGGAAUAUUUGUUGUUAUUUGUUUUUCAUGUAAAGCAAAAUUACAGUUACUUGUUGCAGCAAUAAUAUCAGCAAUAUAUGGUCUUGUUAUGAUUGUUGUACUUGUUGGUAUUAUGUUACAAAUUGCUGAAGAUGGCUGGACAGCACCAAGUACAAUAUUAUUUUUUGCUGUUGUUGGUCAACUUAUUAUAACUGGUAUAUUACAUCCAAAUGAAUGGGGUUGUUUAAUAUGUGGAUUAAUGUAUUACAUAACUGUUCCAUCAAUGUAUUUAUUAUUAAUAAUAUUUUCAUUAUUUAGUAUUAAUAAUGUAACAUGGGGAACAAGAGAACAAAAACCAAUUGAAAAUAAUGAUGUCGUUAUAAAUAAUGACACAAAAAAUUCAAUAAAUAGCUCAAUAAAUAAUAAAAAUAAAAUUAUUGAAAAUGGUGUUGUUAAUUUUUCAUUUGCUGGAUUAUUUAAAUGUAUUUUUUGUACAAAUAAUCAAGUAUCAAAUGAAGAAUUAAAGCUAGAUAUUAUUAAUCAAUCUUUAGAUAAAAUUGGAUCACGGCUAGAUUCAAUUGAAAAACAUUUUGAUGGUAAUGAAAGUCAAACAAGUCAACAAACAAUAAUUCAAGAUGAUAAAUUACAUGAUAUACAAUUGGAUGAUUUGAAUGAAAAUAAAAUAAAUGAUUUAACAAUAAUUACAAAUAUAAAUUCAAAUGAAUAUAAUUAUAAAAAACGUGAUAAUAAACUUUGUAAUUUUUUAGUUAGUCCAACGUGGCUACAAGACAAUGAAAUAUCAAAAGGUGGAAUUGAAUUUUUAUCACAUGAAGAAGAAGUUUUUUGGAAACGUUUAAUAACAAAAUAUCUUUAUCCAAUUGAUGAAGAUAAAAAACAAUUAGAAAAAAUAGCUGAAACACUUAAAGAACUUCGUAAUGAAUAUUUAUUUAAAUUUUUUAUGAUUAAUGCAUUAUUUGUGUUAAUUGUAUUUUUAAUGCAAUUAAAAAAAGAUAUAUUACAUAUUAAUUGGCCAUUUGGUGCAUCAUAUAAUAUAUCAUAUGAUCGAGCUAUGAAUGAAGUACAUAUUGAUAAAGAUUAUUUACAAUUAGAACCAAUUGGUUGUCUAUUUAUUCUUGGUUUUGUUUUAAUAUUAUUUGUACAAUUUGUUGCAAUGUUGUUUCACAGAUUUGAAACAUUUCAUCAUAUUUUAGCUAAUACACCAUUAAAAUUAUUUCGUUGGAAUUCAAAAAGUAAUACAACUGAAUUAUCACUUGAUGAACAUGUUGAGGAUCUUGUUGAUGGUUUACAAAAAAUUGCUGAAGAUAAUGCAAAUCCAGUAUCACCAAAAACAAGACAAAGUGUUGGAAAAUCACCGGGGAAACGUAAAACAGUACAUGAAUUAAUAGAAAAUAAUGAUAAAAAAAUUAAAAUUCCAGCAAAUUUUGAUACAGUUUUUCGUCAAAAUCUUCGUGAAAAAUCUGAUAAUCCAAGACUGACAUCAUCUGGUAUAUCACAAAAUGUAUUAAAAGCAUUUGAACGUCGUAGAACAACAUUUGUUGCUCAUCAAAGAAAAUCACAAUUUCAACGUACAAAUUCAGAACAUAUUUAUCAAAGUCCUACUGAUAAUAAUCAACGAGAAAUUAAUAAAUCAUAUAGCUAUGAUAAUCCAUCAUUUAUACAAGAAGAAAAUGAAGAAAUUGAACCAUCAUUACCAAGAUAAAAAAGUCAAAUUCAAUAUUCAAAUUCAAUAACACAAUAAUAUUUUUUAAUUAUUUUUAAUGAUCAAUAAAAAUUACUGUAAAAUUUUUAAUUAAUUUUUUCUUUAAAAUUAAAAAUUUUCUUUUUUAUCCUGCUAGAUUUUAAUUAUUAUUUUAUUCUUAAAUUUCCGGAAGAUUUUGUGGCUCCACCUUGAGAUCUAGCUUCAUUGAAUUUCUAUGAAUUUUUUAAUGUGUGUGUGUUGCAACUUUGUGCAACAUAAAAAACAAUUAUUGCAUCGGCAUUUUAAAUGAAUAAAUAAAAAUUAAUAAUAAAAA